AUGAACGAUGCGACCACUUCCCUGCUCACCGAGCAUUUCAGCUACACGCCCUUGUCUCUCAUAGAUGAUAUUAUCAACUCGAUCAAUAACCUGAUUUAUCAAGCCAUUUCAAGCUUGGAGUCGGGCUUGUUGAAUACUCCACCCGAUCGCUUGGGCUUUGCGCACGCCAGCAAUGGUUCCACCAUCCCAGAUACGGAUGAGGAUGGCAACGUUGUUUACCCCGAGGCGAAGCUCGAGAUUGAGAAUGGCCUGCACCAGCUGGAAACUCUCCUAGAGGCCAAUGCGGACAAGGCUUUUGAUAAAUUUGAGAUCUAUGUGCUGAGAAAUAUUCUCACUGUGCCCGAGGACUUACUGCCAUGGGUUAGGCUCAAGCAUUACGAGGGAAUCUCAUUUGAAACAUCCCCCGAUGCACCCACGCCGGAAACUAUUCAUGCGCUGCGUAAGAAACUACUUGAGACUCGGAAGUUGAAUCGGUCUCUGGAGGAGGAACGUGCUCGAAAUGAUGCUGUGAUCUCUCAACUGAGGUCUGUCCUGUCCACCGUUGAAACCACCAAAACAGACGGCGCUACCCAGGAGACCAGCUCUGCAGAAACUCUGGAUUUGUCCUUCCUGACCUCGAGCCCAGCUGCACGUCAACUCCGUAUUGGAGCCGAUGCUGGAUCAAAUGUCAAGCACACCCCGCUCACGACAAAUACGACGUUUAUUCUUUCACAACUCCCCGCAUUGCAAGCAACCCUUCUCAACAUUCGGCCGAAGUUGGCAUCAUUACCAAAUUCUACGGUCGCAAUCGAGACAAAAACUAAGCGCAAUGAACGGCAGGAAUACAUCGAAAGUCGGAUCAAGCUACACCUUGAGCGGGCUGGACAGCUUGCCAUGGGUGAUGAUGGCAACUCGGUUGUCGCAGGUCGUCGCAUUGACAUUUCCGAGGCCCAGGCCCUGGAACACGUGGCCAGCAUGUUCACCCAGGAGAAACGAUCCUAA
Messenger RNA from Penicillium taxi, 981 nucleotides. Its product is annotated as MIND complex subunit MTW1. NCBI's taxonomy places the organism in Eukaryota, Fungi, Ascomycota, Eurotiomycetes, Eurotiales, Aspergillaceae. Gene Ontology annotation, cellular component: nucleus; chromosome, centromeric region. The transcript is spliced from 3 exons. Bases 1 to 981 code for a protein of 326 amino acids. Gene Ontology annotation, biological process: mitotic cell cycle; protein localization to kinetochore; kinetochore assembly. The record is from RefSeq and is a predicted model, not a curated record.